CUCACCACAGCAGCUUUUCUCUUAUACUGGAAGGGUGUCUCUUGCUACAAUGUCAAACUAUUCUAUAAAACAGUCAGCUAAGAAUAACUAUUCCAGCUCAAGUUCUGGAGGAUUUAGGGGUGGUCAUGGUGGAAAUGAAUAUUUUUGCGGUGUAGGAGGCGAGGGUGACUUUGGUGGUAUGGGUGGCUUUGGAGCUUGUGGUGCAGGCUAUGGUGGUGGUGCAGGCUAUGGUGGUGGUGCUGGUGGUGCAGGCUAUGGUGGUGGUGCUGGUGGUGGUGGUGCAGGCUAUGGCGGUGGUUUUGGUGGUGGUUCUGGUGCAGGCUAUGGUGGUGGUUUUGGAGGUGGUGCAGGUGGAGGCUAUGGUGGUGGUUUUGGUGGUGGCUUCGGUGGUGGUGCAGGUGGAAUGGACAUCUUCUCUACCAAUGAAAAGCAAACCAUGCAGAAUCUCAAUGACCGCUUGGCUUCCUACCUGGACAAAGUCCAUGCACUGGAGACAGCAAAUACUGAACUUGAACGCAAGAUUAAGGAGUGGUAUGAAAAGCAACGGCCAGGGAGCUCAAGUGGAGAUGGGGCAAAGGACUACUCCAAAUAUUAUACUAUGAUUAAUGACCUAAAAAAUCAGAUCAUUGCAGCAUCCAUAGAAAAUGCAAAAUUUCUUCUGCAGAAUGACAAUGCCAGGCUGGCCGCUGAUGACUUUAAAAUGAAAUUUGAAAAUGAACAGUACAUGCGGCAGACAGUGGAGGCUGAUAUCAAUGGUCUGCGUAGAGUCAUGGAUGAUCUUACCCUGUCCAAGUCUGACUUGGAAUCUCAGCUUGAGAGUCUCAGCGAGGAACUGGCCUAUCUUAAGAAGAAUCAUGAAGACGAACUUAAAGGCAUGCAAGUGACCCAGGUUGGUCAAGUUAAUGUAGAAAUGAAUGCUGCACCAAGUUCUGACUUGACCAAAAUACUCAAUGAUAUGAGGAGUCAGUAUGAAGAUCUAGCCAAGAGGAACCGUGCAGCAGCAGAGGAACAAUUCAACAGAAUGAGUACUGACCUGAAAAAUACACUUUCCCAAGGGAUUGAACAACAGAAGGAGAGUAAGUCGGAAUUGACAGAACUCAAAAGAACACUCCAAUCUCUGGAAAUUGAACUUCAGUCACAGCUUGCCAUGAAAAAAUCUCUGGAGAUGACACUGGCUGAAGUGGAGGGCUCUUUCUGUAUGAAGCUGUCCCGUUUACAGGAGAUGAUUGUCAACGUAGAGGAGCAGAUAGCACGACUCAAAGGAGAGUCAGAGUGCCAGACUGCAGAGUACCAACAGCUCUUGGACAUCAAGACAAGGCUGGAGAAUGAAAUUGAGACAUAUCGCAGGCUCCUGGAUGGAGAUUCAACGAGAACUGUAAAAAGGAGGGAAAUUAUUGAAGAGGUCGUGGAUGGAAAAGUUGUGUCAACCAAGGUCGUAGAUAUGUAAAGAGAAGGUGCAGAACAAGUGCACGCUUGUUACUAUUAUAAAUGCUUAUUAAAUUCUCCAGGGAAGGAAAUGCCAAAACCUUAAUCUGCUUGUAGCCAUACUUAUAUUCUUAGUUGCAUAGUUAUUUUGCAUUCUUCUUGUUGUAUCAUCCACACAAUAAACAUUUUUCUGAUGCAAGCUAU
This is a messenger RNA of Xenopus laevis (African clawed frog), 1629 nucleotides long. It is a transcript of the gene krt57.L, whose product is annotated as keratin 57 L homeolog. NCBI's taxonomy places the organism in Eukaryota, Metazoa, Chordata, Amphibia, Anura, Pipidae. Gene Ontology annotation, cellular component: cytoskeleton; intermediate filament. The record is from RefSeq and is marked provisional. Gene Ontology annotation, molecular function: structural molecule activity. Gene Ontology annotation, biological process: intermediate filament organization; epithelial cell differentiation.